This is a messenger RNA of Puccinia triticina, 1104 nucleotides long. RefSeq lists its product as uncharacterized. Gene Ontology annotation, biological process: cytoskeleton-dependent cytokinesis. The transcript has 9 exons. Bases 1 to 1104 code for a protein of 367 amino acids. Gene Ontology annotation, cellular component: cell division site; cytosol; septin complex. NCBI's taxonomy places the organism in Eukaryota, Fungi, Basidiomycota, Pucciniomycetes, Pucciniales, Pucciniaceae. Gene Ontology annotation, molecular function: GTP binding; molecular adaptor activity; GTPase activity. The record is from RefSeq and is a predicted model, not a curated record.
AUGCCUCCACCACCUCACAGGCGUCAGAAAUCGGUCAAGAAGGGCAUCCAAUUCACCUUAAUGGUCGUCGGCGCCUCAGGUUCCGGUCGCACCACCUUUGUUAAUACCCUGGUAGAGCAAAAAGGAUGGUUGAAUCAUUCCGAACCCAGUGACCCCGCCACAGCCCACGAGCCACGGCCUUUCAUCAAAGUCCACAAACAGACCAUCGAAUUGGAGCAGGAUGGUAUCCCUGUGCGCUUAACGGUCUGUGAUACCCCUGGAUUUGGCGAUAACAUCGAUAACGAAAUGGCCUUUUCGACGAUCUCUGAUUACUUGGAAAAACAAUGCCACGACAUCUUGGGCGAGGAGUCGCGAAUCAAACGAAAUGCUAGGCUUGAGGAUAACCGGGUCCACGCUUUGCUUUACUUUAUCCCCCCCACGGGGCAUAGCUUGAGAGAGAUGGACAUUGAGUUGAUGAAGCGCCUGUCCCCACUGGUUAACGUCAUUCCGGUCAUUGGGAAGGCUGACAGCCUCACUCUCAGUGAACUGAAAGGCUUCAAAGAACGAAUUAUGCAAGAUAUUGAACAUUAUGAAAUCCCGAUCUACAACUUUCCCUUCGACCCAGAAGAGGAUGAUGACGAUGUGAUCGCAGAAAACUCGGAGCUGAGGGCCUCUCUACCGUUUGCACUGGUAGGCUCAGAGGAGGAAGUCGAAGUGGGUGGCGAAAUGAUCCGAGCGAGGAGGUACCCGUGGGGGAUCGUUGAAAUCGACAACCCGGCUCACACGGACUUCCUGAAAUUGAGGAACACUCUGCUAUCGACUCAUCUGACUGAUCUCAAAGAAAUCACCGUUGAUUUCUUGUACGAGAACUACCGAGAAAAGGCUUUGAGCCGAGGGACUGCUAAUCCAGCAGACGAGUCCAUCCCACCCGAUGAUAUCGUCAAUCGGUCCUUUAAGCUCAAAGAAGAACAGCUCAGGAAAGAAGAAGAAAAGUUGAAAGAGAUCGAGCUCCGCGUCCAACGUGAAAUCAGCGAGAAACGCCAAGAACUCUUGGCGAGAGAAGAAAGCCUUAGAAACAUGGAGGCUCGUUUGGCGCAAAGUGCCAGCGAGUUGAGUCCGAGAUGA